AUGUUCAUGAAGAAUAUCAGUAUCAUCCUGUGCGUGGUGGGAGCGGUCCUUGCCAACGAUGCCCCGCUGUACCCCGCCCCCGUGCCCUAUAAACACAAUGAGUACUUGGAGACGCACCCCCAGUACAGCUACAGCUACGGCGUGGAGGACGACCUCUCGGGGAACAACUUCGGCCACUCGGAGUCCCGCGACGGCUUCAAGACCGAGGGCAGCUACUUCGUCAACCUCCCCGACGGCCGCAAGCAGAUCGUGACCUAUGCUGACCACGGGGAGGGCCUGGUAGCCGAGGUCACGUACGAGGGCGAGGCUUACUACCCGGAGUAUAACCCUGUGCAGAAGCCUGGGGGUCUGCCCGCCUAUGGGCCUCCUCCUCCUCCAGGGGGGAGGUGUCGUCGUCCUCGCCUGCGUGGCUGUCGUCGUUCUGUGCGACAAGGCCCCGUUACCCCCCUCCUCCCCCCGCCUACCCGCCCUGCCCCUGCUCCUCCUACCACGCCCCCGAACCCGCCUACCACGCCCCCGCACACUACGAACCUGAACACUCUGAUGCAAGUAUAUGAGAAUUCAGUCAGCCGACCAUGUCACUACAAUUGCAAUGUGGCUUUCAUAACUACGUGGAUAAUUAUUUCUUUCGUGUUAGUGUAUUUUUAUAACAACCCUAAGUCGUUUACAAAGCGUGUGAAAGCAGUUUUGGUUCCUCCGAAGUACAGCUACAACUACGGUGUCGCCGACGAGUAUUCAGGAGCCAACUUCGGCCACUCGGAGCUGGACAUGUGGCCAUGGGAGCUUCAAAAGAGAGAAAGGCCUACAUCAGUGGCUUCUUUUUACAAACGCACACACGCACACACACCCGGCGAUAUAGGUAUAAAUAGAGAGGUCCGACACACUGCAACCAUCUGCCUGACCAUCACUCACUCAUCAACCAUGGCUCUGAAGGUCGUCGUCCUCGCCUGCGUGGCUGUCGUCGCUCUUAGCGACAAGCCACCAGUUUAUGCCCCUCCUCCCCCCGCCUACGCCCCUGCACCUUCUUACCACGUCCCUGCACCGUAUCAUCCCCCUGAACCUGCCUACCACGCCCCAGAACCCGCCUACCACGCCCCAGAACCCGCAUACCACGCCCCUGCUCACUACGAGCCCGAAUACCCUGAUGUCCCACCCAAGUACAACUACAACUACGGCGUCGCCGACGGCUACUCCGGCGCCAACUUCGGCCACACUGAGUCCCGCGACGGCUACAAGACCGAGGGCAGCUACACCGUCGACCUCCCCGACGGCCGCAAGCAGACCGUCAAGUACGUGGACAACGGCGACGGCCUUAUUGCUGAGGUGACCUACGAGGGCGAGGCUCAGUACCCCGAGCACCCCGCCUACAAGCCCGCUCCCCCCGCCUACGGCCCCCCUCCCCCCACCUAUGCCUAAGAUGUCUUAGUGUCAAAGAUAUAUUCACCAAAUUGUAUUUAUUUUUAUACAAGAAAUAAAGACUUUACUUUUUAAAAA
This is a messenger RNA of Penaeus vannamei (Pacific white shrimp), 1494 nucleotides long. RefSeq names its product cuticle protein 21-like. Lineage: Eukaryota; Metazoa; Arthropoda; Malacostraca; Decapoda; Penaeidae. The record is from RefSeq and is a predicted model, not a curated record. Gene Ontology annotation, cellular component: extracellular matrix.